Corticium candelabrum is the source of this 803-nucleotide messenger RNA. RefSeq lists its product as uncharacterized. Lineage: Eukaryota; Metazoa; Porifera; Homoscleromorpha; Homosclerophorida; Plakinidae. The coding region runs from base 39 to 803 and encodes 254 amino acids. The record is from RefSeq and is a predicted model, not a curated record. The transcript is spliced from 4 exons. Gene Ontology annotation, cellular component: membrane.
ACAAUCUGACGUUUCGUUUCCACAAGUCUGACAAGCGCAUGCACAAGUACGCUGGAAUCGUCAGCGUUUGCAACGUGAUCAGCUUAGCAUUGAUCAUUGUCGGCGUUUCUACAAGUCGAUGGAUCACCAGCGACGUGUCAGGAGGUGGAGAGAGCAACAGAGGCGACAUCUCGUUUGGUUUGUUUAGAAUUAGCUAUUCCAUCAGAUUCAAAGAGGCAGAUUACAGAGAGGAGGAAGACAAUGUUACUUCUUUCUAUGAUGGUGUGUUUACCUUGUCGUUCUACAUCGCCUGUGUCGCUUUCAUCUUCAUCGCAUUGCUCUUGACACUUGCAUCACUCUGCCUCGCCGUCUUCAACACGUUUGAUCUACCCAAACGCAAACUGACCGGACCACUGGUGAUGCUCACAUUGAACUGCGGUGCUUUGAUAUCUGGUGUGAUUGGGUUUGGUCUGUUCGUUGCCGUCUACCUGCAAGACAUGGAUAAUGUUUUGUCGAUGGAGCAGCAGACGUUGUUUCCUACCUUCACAACUGAUGCACGAUUUGGUUACUCGUUUUAUGUGUUGGCGGCCGGCGUGGUCAUGUUGUGUGGUGGUAUCGCUCUAUCGCCUUUUGAGAAGAAAUAUCAGCAAGAGGUUCACAGACAUGAUAUACAGAGACGUGAUCGUGAGUGGACACCACAACGUGACUCUGUGAUAGAACAGUUGGAGAUGAUAUCAGAUGGACUUCCAGACAUGAUGAUAUUUACGCAGUGCAGUGCAUUUACUGUGCAACUAGAGAAACGCCCUGUACUGUGUACUCCCUAG